Molecule: messenger RNA, 1994 nt
Organism: Engraulis encrasicolus (European anchovy)
Lineage: Eukaryota; Metazoa; Chordata; Actinopteri; Clupeiformes; Engraulidae
Exons: 3
Coding region: 84-1994 (636 amino acids)
Source: RefSeq, a predicted model, not a curated record
CACACUUUCUGCACAUAUGCCGAGCCAUCCAUAGAGUGGUCUGCUUCAGCUCCAUCACUUUGGUCUUGCCGGCCUAUGUGUGCAUGGCCAAGGAUGCUCAGAUGUCUGGCAGCAGGCCCUCAACUCCCAGCAGCGUCACCUUGCCAUCUGAACUUGCCCCAAAACGAUCUGGGAGGGAGAUUUUCCAGAAGUUGAAAAGUGCUCUUGGAAGCCUACGGAAGUCAGUGACACCACAGCCAACUCACUCAGCUGAUACACCUGCUCAGUGCCCUAUGGCGGUAGAACAUGGUAGUGAAUCCCAUGACCUGAUCUGCAUGGCUAAGACUCUGGAGAGACUCUUAUCAAGUGACAGUAUUGACAACAUCGCCAAGGGCCUUGUUGAUCAAAUUCAGGCUGUUCGGCAGGACAGGACCCCGACUCCCACUGCUCUGGAUGGAAAAAGUACCCCUGGGUCUGAGAGUCAGAUGACAGCUCCCCAGAAGACACUGAGUGCCACUCAGGUAGUGUACUCUUUCACCGAGCAUGCCAUCAAGGGAUUGCUGCAGUCCCAUCUUCUCCCUCUGGUGGAGUGGAAUGCUGGUCGAGAUGUUGCUACGCCCGGAAGCACCGUCUCCGAGGUCCUAAGCCCACCAGCCAGAGAUUCUGCCGAUGAAUUACGUCUUGGACUGGAUAAGCCUGACUGCAGUUGUCUGGUUGCCAAGCUAUUGCAAGCAUUGCCCAGCAUUCCCCAUCAGCAAACAGUGGAAUCUACAACUUUGGAGAGAUCUUCCUCUUCGGCCACUGAAGUUGCAAAUGUCUUCUCUCAGCUCAUGACCUCCCAGGUCAUUGACAUGAUCGACUCAGAGAUGGCAAAACAUCUUGAGCAGAAAAACAAAUUGACUUUGGAUGAAACAAGAAUCCUGUCAACUACACCUGACAAAGAUGAGUCUGUGCUUGGUAAACACCUUGCCUCUGUCCCUGAUUCUCAGGGUGCUUUGAUAUCAAGACUCCUCAAAAGGUUCCUCUCACAAUUCAAAUCGACCGACUCGGGAGUCCUCAGUGCAGUCGAUAGUGCCAGUGCCUCGGCAUCCACUAGUGAGAAGACACAGUCCGCAUCCGCUAAACUCGAAGAUGUGCUAGGGCUCUUCACAAGUGUGAUGGUUCACAAAGUGUUGGAGAUCCUUGAUGCCGACUUGGAAAUGAGACAGGACGGAGUCCUCGACCUGACUCAGAGUGCACUCAGCAUUCGACUGAGCUCUGUAGCUCCUUCCAUACCGCUGUCUGAUUCCACCAUCCCUGACAUAUACAAGUAUGUGACUGCCCGUGACAAACAGUUCAUCUGUGCUGCUUGCAAGCGUCCUGGAGACACCAAUGACAAUGGCUGUUUGGUCACAGCACUGGUGCUGCGUCUGUUGACCAAGAUGCAAGACCAGCAGACUGGCCCUGCGGAUGCAAAGACGGACGCCCAGAAGCUGCUGGAACGACUCUUGCUUGAGUUCACCAACGCAUCAGGCACUCUGGACUUCAGUGCAUAUGAGAACAACAUCAAACUGCAGUCAAUCUACCGCGCCCUGAACACGUUCCUGCUGAAGAACUUUGGAUCCCAGGCCAUCCUGCAGAAACCAGCCGAUGCAGAAGACACUGCAUUUGAUGAUCUCUUGAUGUCAGCAUUGACCAAAGAGCUGCUGCGCCGGUGCGAUGUGGAAGUUACAGCUAUCCCAUCAGCCUCAGGUGGUACCCCAUCAGCCUCAGGUGGUACCCCAUCAGCACCAGGUGUCCCACCCACACCUGAACCUCAGGCAGCAGGUACAGGCAGCAAGACACACAAGACGUGGUUCAGCUUCAAGAUCCUAAAGAGACGCAGCAAGAACAGAGUGUCUCCCUCUGGUGCCAUUCCUCCUGACACAAAUCAGAGCAAUAGCGCUGAUGCAGCUGUGCCUGUCCAGAAGCCUCGUAAACGCUUACUCUUCAUCAAAUUGUUCACGAGUUGCUUCAAAGGCUCUGAGGAAUCCUGA